AUGGCCGUGGCGAUUGUGAAGGGGGGAUCCUCCGAGCACCUCAACAUCGAAGAUGCUCUCAAACUCCCCGAGACCAUUCUAAACGAGGCCAUAGACUCCAAGGAUUGCAUCCUCAGCAACAUGUACCAUGGAAUCCGGACGCCGCUCAUCAGAAUCUCCGGCAUGGCUAGCUUCACUCCCGCUCUGAGCGCUGAAGCACAAUGUCGAGGGCUACGUCAAGGAUACCGGACAACAACUUUGCGUCACCCCUACCCCCUUUUCUGCACCGAACUCCAAGAAAACGCCCCCCGGAUCCGGCAGACCGACGAGAAGAUGGGUUCAGAUGUGCCGAGUCUCUAA
Messenger RNA from Chaetomium fimeti, 339 nucleotides. RefSeq lists its product as uncharacterized. Gene Ontology annotation, biological process: signal transduction. The record is from RefSeq and is a predicted model, not a curated record. Gene Ontology annotation, molecular function: phosphorelay sensor kinase activity. The transcript has a single exon. Bases 1 to 339 code for a protein of 112 amino acids. NCBI's taxonomy places the organism in Eukaryota, Fungi, Ascomycota, Sordariomycetes, Sordariales, Chaetomiaceae.